Messenger RNA from Papaver somniferum (opium poppy), 1251 nucleotides. RefSeq names its product abscisic acid receptor PYL4-like. Bases 170 to 823 code for a protein of 217 amino acids. Gene Ontology annotation, biological process: abscisic acid-activated signaling pathway. Gene Ontology annotation, molecular function: signaling receptor activity; abscisic acid binding; protein phosphatase inhibitor activity. Gene Ontology annotation, cellular component: cytoplasm; nucleus. The transcript has a single exon. NCBI's taxonomy places the organism in Eukaryota, Viridiplantae, Streptophyta, Magnoliopsida, Ranunculales, Papaveraceae. The record is from RefSeq and is a predicted model, not a curated record.
CACUACUCUCUCCUUCAAAACUCAACCAACCAUACCUUCUUUCUCUCUCAAGUCACAAACAACUCGCUCCAAAAAUAACUUCUAGAUCUACCUCCCAACUCCAAUAUAUACUCAUCGCACUAAUCUCAUAAACCCUCAAAACUUCUUCUUCAUCUUCUUAUCGAUCAAAAUGAUCUCAACUCCGAAGUCAUCAAUCCAAAUAACAAACCCGAGCACAAUCUUCUACCAUCAACAACAACAAUCCGCAACAACCAACUGCAGCUUACUUCAACAACGUAUUCCAACAAUAUCAUCUCCAACACCAGUGCCAGAAGCAGUAUCUAAACACCACACACAUACAAUAAACCCAAACCAAUGUUGUUCAGCAGUAAUUCAACAAAUUAGCGCACCAGUAUCAACAGUAUGGUCAGUUGUACGAAGGUUUGAUAAUCCCCAAGCGUAUAAACAUUUUGUUAAAAGUUGUGAUUUGCUUUUCGGCGACGGUAAUGUUGGAACGUUGCGACAAGUUCAUGUGGUGUCGGGUUUACCGGCUGCUACCAGUACCGAAAGACUUGAGAUUCUUGAUGAUGAAAGCCAUGUGAUUAGUUUUAGUGUAAUUGGUGGCGAUCAUAGACUUGAUAAUUAUAGAUCUAUUACUACUCUUCAUCCUUCAUCUAACGGUUGUGGAACUGUUGUUGUUGAAUCUUACGUUGUUGAUAUACCACCUGGUAACAGCAAAGAUGAUACUUGUGUCUUUGUUGAUACUAUUGUCAGAUGCAAUCUUCAAUCAUUGGCUCAAAUUGCUGAGAAUUUGAAUGCAAACGAUAAACAGGCAUCAAAAUGAACAGAAAACCGGUGUUAUUUCCUGCUCUAAUGGAAAGAAAUAACUGUUUGACGUUCGGAUACGUUCGAUUAUAUUGGAAUGAAUCAUGAUCGUUUGAUUUGUUUUGUAUAAUCAGGCUGGUCUCAAAGUUAUGAUAUUCUUCCAUGAUCGAUGAGAAGUUGGAUUGGAUUGCAAAAUUAUGUCGAUGGAGAAGGUAACAGUAACAUUUUCAUUUCCUGAUAUGUUACGUUACAUGGUGAUCGUCGCGUUACAAAACUGAUCUUGUUUUUUUUCUUUUUUUUACGGUUUUUUUUCUUUUUUGGGGGGUUUACAUUGGGGGUAUUUUUAGGUGAUAAUAAUGACAUUCAGCAUUGUGAAUUCCACCAUUUUGUGUAAUGUAGUUCGUUUUCUGAAAUGCAGAAAAAUAAAACUUCGUUGAAUAUUUCUAA